GCCAAAAGACACAAAAUACCAAACAUUAUCUGCCCUUUAGCGUCGGGUCUGAUCACGGGUUUAGGUCUCGUGAUGGGCACAGUCCACGGUCUGGGUACUGGAGCUUCUUCUUAUUUCCUCCCCAAAGUUGAUAAUUUGUCUUCUACUUCUCGUACCACUUGAGUGUGGUGUGACAUAAGAACACACAGGAAGUAUAUGAAAUGAAGUGUGGAGAGAGAAAAAAACAUUUUCAGAGCAGACGAGAGACCAGAGCGAGAGGAAGUCGACUGCCACCCUCCACAGAAGAAUUUAAGAAGGUGAACGGGGGAGACCCAGAGAUGGAAAACAGAAUCAGGAAUUUGGGGACUCUGUUAGUCGGAUCCUGGUUCAGCUUGUUUCCGGUUACACAAGCGGAGUCCUCCAACGAGUCCAAUGACAGCACGGUGACCGUGGUCCUACUGGUGCUACUGCUCAUCGUCCUCUGUUUAGCCCUCAUCAUGGCAUGGAAAAGGUUGAUUGACACGGAAGGGGGUGAAGGCUACCACCCACACGUGCUUUGGGGCACAGCUCAGGAGUUCAUGCAGAAUUCGAAGACCAGAUGGAUUCCCCAAAAGAAAGAAGAGGAAGUCAGCACGGUAGAAGACAAUGAAGAGGAAGAAGAAGACGAAGAACCGGAACCUAAUGAAGAGACUGAUAUUACUGCCUUAUAAUGGGGGUCCUCAUGUGGAAUGAGCCCCACUUGUUAUACUGGGUACUUGUUGGGAUAUAACUAUGAAAUUGGUUCGGUUGAUGGUGUCCCCUUAAAGAUGCCCUUACUGAUGAAUAUUCUUUGAUCUCACGUCAAAACAAGGUGGACUCUAAACUGCCCAGAAUUAAAAAGGGGAAUGGGGUCCAGAAACUGGUCGGGAGCCGAAAUACAUAACGGUUACGUAUCAAAGGGUCCACCAAUCCCACAAAGGACCCAGACUUCUAAUAUACACGGUGCCAUCCCACAUGUGGUAGAUUACAGUUUUUUCAUUUCCAUGCUGAGCCAUUUCAUGACAACUUUUUGGGGUUAGGAAACCUUUCUAAAACCCAGCCCAUUUCGGUUAACAGCACUUGUGCCAUUUGAAGACUGAUUCCCGAAGGAAAACACCUCCCAGCGGGCGAUUGUCCUGCGGCUCUUGGUUACAGGUCUCUGAUGGGAAUAUUUUCAAACACAACUAUUUGAGAAUUUUGUUUUUCAGUUUCCAGCUAAGAUGGAAAGACCCCUUUAAAAUAUUUGUGCUUAAUUUCCAAUUUCUCCAGCAAUUUGCCCAAAUAAAGUUUGUGACCAUCACAACACAAUCACCUCCACGAUCCAUGUGAAGAGAGAUGAGCACCACCUUGGUACUCCCAUGAGCCCCAUGACUGUCAAUGACCUACAGUAGAAAUGUCUAUCUAGUACUUGUAUUGUAUUUAAUCAGCUCUAAGCUUGUAGAGUCCGGGAAGGACACAAGUAGAUCAAGAUCGUGGUAGAUCCCAGACUAGUCAAGAGCAGAUCUCCCAAUGAGGGCCCUUCAUCCAGUCUCGAUGGUACCAGCCAUCACACUGGAGCCCAAACCAUGGAUGAUGGUUAAUCACCUUGUCUAUUGAGGGGCUUUGUAUUUUAUUGUUUCUCUUUAUACGUAACCAUGGUGACUGACAAAUCCUUCCCUCUUCUGCUCUUCGCACUUCUGGUAUAAGACAUGUAAAUGCUGCAGAUAUUCCAUCUUCACUCGGGUUUGGAAUGAAGAUUUGCAGGCUUGGAAUGUGUGAAAAAUAAAAAUCAUCAUCAAUUAAAAUGUUUAGUUUGGUCACUUUUGCAACAACUUAAAAUGUAAAAAUAUUUAUUAGGUAAAGCAACAGGGAAAAUUCUCAGCAAAGUGCUGGUGAGGAGGAGGCCGGCUGUCUGGUGGAGGCCGGGUGUCUGGUGGAGGCCGGGUGUCGGUCGGGUGUCUGGUGGAGGCCGGGUGUCGGUCGGGUGUCUGGUGGAGGCCGGGUGUCGGUCGGGUGUCUGGUGGAGGCCGGGUGUCGGUCGGGUGUCUGGUGGAGGCCGGGUGUCGGUCAGAUGGAGGCUGGGUGUCGGUCAGGUGUCUGGUGGAGGCUGUGUCUCUGGAGGAGGACCUCAGUGGACAAGUUUGGAGCGGUUAAUAAAGAAUCUUUCACUAGUAAAGGCCCCGGGACCUGAAGGUUUCACUCCUGCCUUUUAUAAGGUUACACUUAUCCAUUUCAGGUUCAAUCUUUGGAGGAACACAUUAGUGUCGAACCAAACCCGGGAAAGGAAUCUUCUGUGGCAUCCAAAAAUAGGACUAUUUCCCCCAUUAAUGUGGACAUCAAGCCAUUUAGCAAAUAGAUAGCAAAUAAAUCAGCUCCCCUUCCCUUAACCUCUUCCAUACUGUUCAGGGUUUGUCAAAAGGCACGAGGCCGGCAACACCAACAAGACAUUCAACUGAUGGCGGGGGUGACGGUUCUCCCUCUGUCUGUAGGCGCCUAGAAGGCCUUCACUGAUCCUUCCUUUUGGCUGCUCUUAAAGUAAUAGUUACCUCACUGACUCAUUAGAAUACUGUCCUUAUAUACUGAGGAUACAUGGAGCCCUGUUCUGCCCAAUACUGGUCCCCACGAGCACCCAACGGGGGGGGGGGGGGUUUGGAUAGAUGGGGGACUGUCACUUCUACAAUACGUCUUAGUAAUGGAGCACCUCACUAUAGAUAUUAUAUUACCGGCGAUCACAAUUUCGCCCUCGCUGUUGGGAUGAGAACUAUUUUCUGCUGUUUCUGUAUUUUUUGUUU
Messenger RNA from Hyla sarda, 2768 nucleotides. RefSeq names its product protein tyrosine phosphatase receptor type C associated protein (gene PTPRCAP). Gene Ontology annotation, cellular component: plasma membrane. Bases 201 to 689 code for a protein of 162 amino acids. Lineage: Eukaryota; Metazoa; Chordata; Amphibia; Anura; Hylidae. The transcript has 3 exons. The record is from RefSeq and is a predicted model, not a curated record.